UAAGCAAAUUGCAAUAUGUCAUUGAAGCUUGGAGACACAUUCCCCGACUAUAAAUUCAAAACUACUCAAGGGGAGUAAUUUCAUGAUUGGCUUGGAGCUUGGGCUAUUCUGUUUUCUCAUCCAGCAGAUUAUACACCAGUUUGCACCACAGAAUUAGGUGCCGUCGCGAAACAAGCUGAAGACUUUAAAAAACUUGGAGUUAAGUUAAUCGGUUACUCCAUUGAUACUGUUUCAUCUCAUGAAGGAUGGAUAAAGGAUAUUGAACAUUACAAUGGCCUAGCAUGUGGAAAAUUUCCUUAUCCUAUCAUAGCAGGAUCCCGAAAGCAAGCAGCCGAUCUUGGAAUGCUGGAUCCUGAUGAAGUUGACAAAGCUGGAUUGCCUGUUACUGCCAGGUGUGUCUUUGUAUUAAAAGAUAAGAAACUUAAACUUUCGCUCCUUUACCCAGCUACCACAGGAAGAAAUAUAGCAGAAUUACUCAGAGUGGUGAAAUCCUUGCAACUGACCAUGGAAAAGAAAGUUGCAACACCCGCAAAUUGGCAACCUGGAGACAAGUGCAUGGUUAUACCAUCAAUCAAAGAUGAUGAAGCGAAGAAGUUGUUUCCUAAAGGCUUCGAAACAGCAAAGCUUCCUUCGGAGAAGGCUUACAUCAGACUCACUCCCGAUCCAAGCUCUUGAAGGCUAAAACACUUUGCCUAGAUGUCAACCAAGUUCUUAUUUUGCCACAAGUUGUGUUCACAUGGAUAUAAGUUUGCUGCAUCAUGGAAAUGUAAUUAUGGCCUAUGUUUAUCCAUUCCAUUCUUUUGAGACCAAUUUGAGUUUGUUUGUAUAUUUUUAUUUCAAAAAAUAGUUCAUUUUAAUUAAAAAUAUAAUUGAGCAAAUG
Messenger RNA from Styela clava, 880 nucleotides. Its product is annotated as peroxiredoxin-6-like. Gene Ontology annotation, cellular component: cytosol; mitochondrion. Gene Ontology annotation, biological process: cell redox homeostasis; cellular oxidant detoxification. The record is from RefSeq and is a predicted model, not a curated record. Lineage: Eukaryota; Metazoa; Chordata; Ascidiacea; Stolidobranchia; Styelidae. Gene Ontology annotation, molecular function: peroxiredoxin activity.